Molecule: messenger RNA, 1409 nt
Organism: Bombus pascuorum
Lineage: Eukaryota; Metazoa; Arthropoda; Insecta; Hymenoptera; Apidae
Product: phosphoribosyl pyrophosphate synthase-associated protein 2
Exons: 6
Coding region: 248-1312 (354 amino acids)
Biological process (GO): purine nucleotide biosynthetic process; 5-phosphoribose 1-diphosphate biosynthetic process
Cellular component (GO): ribose phosphate diphosphokinase complex; cytoplasm
Molecular function (GO): ribose phosphate diphosphokinase activity; magnesium ion binding
Source: RefSeq, a predicted model, not a curated record
AAUCGACAAAGAGACGAAACAUAAGAAUUAGAUCGAAUUCGACUUGAUCUUGAUACAUUGAUAUCACACUUUACAUUCAAAUUAAUAAGCUAACAGCAUUUCGUUAAUAGGAUUAUAGAAAUACUAACACAUAAAUAAACAAAGAAUAAUCUAAUUUAUAGUAUUAGAAAUACUUUAUAAUACGUAAUUCAAUAUAGAUGUUUAAUCUGUUAUCGUAUUUUUGCAUGUUAUAAGAAGCAUUUACAAUAUGGACAAACCUGUAUCUUCAGAUAUUGUACUCAUUGCGGGCAAUUCCCAUCCAGAAUUGGCUAAUCUUAUCGCCAAUCGAUUAGGUGUUAAACAUGGAGGAUGUUCUGUGUAUCAUAAAUCAAACCGUGAAACUAUGGUUGAAAUUGGAGAUUCUGUACGCAGCAAAGACCUCUAUAUUAUUCAAACAGGAACAAAAGAUGUAAACAAUAACAUAAUGGAACUUUUGAUUAUGGCAUACGCAUGCAAAACUUCUUCUGCAAAGAAUAUUGUUGGUGUCAUUCCAUAUUUGCCUUAUUCUAAGCAAUGCAAAAUGCGUAAACGAGGUUGUAUAGUUUCUAAAUUAUUAGCAAAGAUGCUUUGUAAGAGUGGUUUAACACAUAUAAUUACAAUGGAUUUGCACCAGAAGGAAAUACAAGGAUUUUUUGAUGUACCAGUGGAUAAUUUGCGUGCCAGUCCAUUUUUAUUACAAUAUAUUCAAGAGUCUAUACCAGAUUAUCACAAUUCAGUGAUAGUUGCGAGAAAUCCUGGUAGUGCAAAAAAAGCAACUAGCUAUGCAGAAAGAUUACGUUUAGGAAUAGCAGUCAUUCACGGAGAACAGCGAGAGGCAGAGUCAGAUAUGAAUGAUGGACGUUAUUCUCCGCCUGCAUUGGCCUCACGAACAAUGGAAGUUGGCGUUGGUGUGCCAAUGCAUCCUGCAAAAGAAAAGCCUCCAAUUAAUGUAGUGGGGGACGUAGGCGGACGCAUAGCUAUUAUGGUGGAUGACAUGAUAGAUGAUGUUCAAUCUUAUGUAGCUGCAGCAGAAGUUCUUAAGGAAAGAGGAGCAUAUAAAAUUUAUGUUCUAGCUACGCAUGGACUUUUAAGUUCUGAUGCACCAAGAUUAAUAGAAGAAUCUCCAAUUGAUGAGGUCGUUGUUACAAAUACUGUCCCUCAUGACGUCCAAAAGAUGCAGUGUCCAAAAAUAAAAACUGUUGAUAUCAGUAUUUUGCUGGCAGAGGCUAUUAGGCGUAUUCAUAAUAAAGAAUCCAUGUCAUACUUGUUUAAAAAUGUCUCUUUGGAAGAUUAAAAAUUACGAUGAGAUAAUAUCUUCCAAACAUACUGACAGUUUCCAUAUCUGAGGACCAUAUGCAAAACAUAUCUAUUAAAUUUUGUCUAUUACUUUA